GUCUCAGUGAACAUCAGUCUCUCUGAAUCUCACACAGCCAAGUCUACCUUCUACCAAGUGAAGAACGAUGAAAGCUUGCCUGGUCUUAGUACUGCUGCUGCCUCUGCUGUGCACAGCAGGCAGGAGCAUGACCCCGGAGAUCUGCUCUCCUUCCUGUGCUGCAGCUCAACAGUUUACCAUCGAGUGCUAUGGUGAGGACUUCCUCAUGGUGAGGAACCAGGUUCUCCAGUGCUCUAGUAAAGUAGUGCAAGCAUGCUACACCAGGGAAACGGGUGAGAAAGGGUGUGCCAGGCUGGAGUUCUGCGAUCGGCCUGGCUGGUCAUGUUGCUUCAAGAACAGAUGUAAUGCCUAGAAUCAACACCAGGGGGUACCUGACCGUCACAACUGUUGAUCAAUGUAUUUGAAAAAAAAAUGCCUAUGUUAGUAAAUUCAACUUUAUGUCAAGUGUCAUCUCACAAUAAAGUUGAGAAAUGUAUUUAG
Molecule: messenger RNA, 480 nt
Organism: Osmerus eperlanus (European smelt)
Lineage: Eukaryota; Metazoa; Chordata; Actinopteri; Osmeriformes; Osmeridae
Exons: 3
Coding region: 68-352 (94 amino acids)
Source: RefSeq, a predicted model, not a curated record